GCGCCGACUGGGAUUACUGACGAGAAGCCUGCGCGAAGCAAGCUGAAGGUUGCUCUCAUCAUGUUUGCGCUAGGUUUGGCAGUCUUUCUCGCAGCAAUCGACAUUACAAUCAUUACGACCGCCCUACCGACCAUCUCAGAGCACUUCCACUCCUCUGCCGGUUACACUUGGAUAGGAUCCUCAUAUCUACUCGCCAGUGCAGCAUCGACGCCCAUAUGGGGCAAGAUUUCCGAUAUAUGGGGACGCAAACCCAUUCUCCUCAUCGCAAACAUAGUUUUCUUCAUUGGAUCCUUGAUUGCAGGCCUCUCAAUAAAUAUCGGCAUGUUGAUCGCUGCACGAGCUAUUCAAGGAAUAGGUGGAGGCGGCCUCAUCGUCUUGGUCAAUAUUUGCAUAAGUGAUCUCUUUAGUAUGCGCGACCGCGGCGCAUACUUCGGAAUAAUAGGAGGAGUGUGGGCGGUUGCGUCCAGUCUAGGUCCCAUCGUGGGUGGUGCUUUCACGGAAAAGGUUUCCUGGAGAUGGUGCUUUUACAUCAACCUACCCGUCGACGGAGUUGCUCUUAUCAUCAUUUUCCUAAUUUUGGACCUCCACACCCCCAGGACGCCACUCUGGGAAGGUCUCAAGGCUAUCGACUGGCUCGGAUCACUUUCCAUGGUUGGCGGAACACUCAUGUUCCUAUUCGGGCUUGAAUUCGGUGGAAUAAGCUUCCCCUGGAGCUCCGCUACAGUUAUCUGCCUCCUCGUCUUCGGAGUCCUGACCGUAGCUCUUUUCUUCCUCAUCCAAGCGAGAAUUGCACCCUACCCAAUCAUGCCACUCCCCAUUUUCUCCGCUCGGUCCAACAUGGCCGCCCUCGGCGUCUGUUUUUUCCACGCCUUCGUCUUCAUUUCAGGCUCCUACUACCUCCCCCUCUACUUCCAAGCCGUGCUAGGCGCGACCCCCCUCCUCUCCGGCGUGUACCUCCUCCCAACAGCCCUCGCCCUCUCCUUCAGCUCCAUCAUCACUGGCCUCUCCAUCAAAAAAACCGGCAAAUACCUCCCCCCCAUCUGGGCCGGCUUCUGCUUCAUGACCCUCGGCUUCGGCCUCUUCAUCGACCUAGCUCCCGGCUCCUCAUGGGCCAAAAUCAUCAUCUACCAGAUCAUCGCCGGCAUCGGCGUCGGCCCCAAUUUCCAAGCCCCCCUGAUUGCGCUGCAGUCCCUCGUCGCGCCGCGCGACAUCGCCACGGCUACGGCGACGUUCGGCUUCGUCCGCUCCCUAGGCACGGCCAUAUCCGUCGUCAUCGGCAACGUCGUCUUCCAGAACGAGAUGAAGAAGCGCGCCGGAACGCUCUCGAAAUCCCUGAAUCCGGGCAUCGCUAAGGCGCUCAGCGGCGGCCAGGCGGGCGCGAACGUCGCGAUCAUUGAUGCGCUGCCGGGAGCACAGCGUGAGGUGGCUAGGAAAGCGUUUGCGGACUCGCUCAGCACCAUGUGGAUCAUGUAUGUCGUAUUCGCGGCUGUGGGCCUGCUAGUCGCGUUCGCGAUUGGGAAGAAUGUGCUCAGUCGACAGCAUGUGGAGACGAAGACGGGGAUGGAGGGGGAGAAGGAGCGGAGGAGGGAGAGGGAGAAUGAGAAGGUGAGGAAGAGGGAAAAGAAGGCG
Messenger RNA from Mytilinidion resinicola, 1629 nucleotides. RefSeq lists its product as uncharacterized. The record is from RefSeq and is a predicted model, not a curated record. The annotation marks the transcript as partial. The transcript is spliced from 3 exons. Gene Ontology annotation, biological process: transmembrane transport. NCBI's taxonomy places the organism in Eukaryota, Fungi, Ascomycota, Dothideomycetes, Mytilinidiales, Mytilinidiaceae. Gene Ontology annotation, molecular function: transmembrane transporter activity.